AUGGAAUCAAUUUUAUCUUACCAGUUGGGCCGGGGAAAGAUCCACCCCUUUAUGACCAACUACUUCUUCGUCUGCAAGUACUGCUCGUCGAACGGCCUGGAGCGCUACGACCGGGAUCAGGCCACAGUGACCCAGAUGUGCCACUGCGCUAUAGCCAACCUGCAGCACACGGCUGCCAAGAUGGGGCUGCCGCAGCUGAUGUUCAACAAGGACACGGAUAUUAUUCCAUACAUCGAGCAGAACUGGGAGGCCAUGACCACUUUGCCACGUCUACAGACCCAGUCGUGGCAUGCCAGCGUUUUGGACAGUCUGACCAGGAACCUGACGAAGCUCUUCAUAUUCGAAGAAAACUCUGUGCUAGGACCUUGCUACGGAUUGGUGGACCAGGAUCUGAGCGUUAUUCAGCCCAAAGACGAGCACAUUAGCCGAAGAUUCACCACGGGUCGCGCCAAGCUAUCCAACAAUCGCAAUCGCAAGCUACCGCACACGGAUCAGCCCACUUUCGGGGGCAAGAAGGGUCGUCCCACUGUCAACAGUUUGCGUCUGAUGCCGCUCGGCUUUCCUCGCGAGUUUCCCUAUAACAAGGACGGCUUCAAGUAUAUCUUGGCGGAGCCCGAUCCCCAUGCUACCGUUCCGGAGGAGUCGGACGACGAGAGCAGCACCACAUUGAAACGCAAACCCAUUCCGGGUUGGAUGUAUCGGGUCAAGUUGUCGCCGACCUUGCUCCUGUCGCUGCACGAUCGUGCCGCACGCUUGAAGGUAACCGAAGACCGGCUAGCCGUCACCGGGGAGCGUGGCUACGGAAUGGUCCGGGCGACGCACUCCGUCAAUUCCGGUUGCUGGUAUUUCGAAAUCAGCAUUGUCGAGAUGCCGGAGGGCUCUGCCACUCGUCUGGGAUGGGGCCGUCGUCACAGCAAUCUGCAGACUCCUCUGGGAUACGACAAGUUCGGGUACUCGUGGCGAUCCCGCAAAGGAACCAAGUUCACCGAGAGCCGCGGCCAGCACUACAGCGAUGCCUACGGCGAGGGCGACACCUUGGGCUUUCUCAUCAAUCUGCCGAAGGAAGAUCAACUGGAUUAUAGGCCGAAAACGUACAAGAACUGUCCGCUGAUCAAGUACAAGUCGCAUCUGUACUACGAGGACAAGGAGAAUAUCGAGGAGAAGCUGCAGAAGCUGUACGUGCUGCAGGGCAGCCGCAUCGAGUUCUUCAAGAAUGGUCAGUCGCAGGGCGUGGCUUUCGAGAAUAUUUUCGCUGGCAGCUACUUCCCAGCCAUCUCCAUUCACAAGCACGCCACGGCCAGCAUCAACUUUGGGCCAGCUUUCAAGUAUCCGGAAGUUCUCAACAAGCACAAUGCCCGGGGAAUGAACGAGCGGGUCGCGGAGCUGGACUCUGAGCAGUUCCUGGCCGAUACUCUCUACCUAGCUGAGCUCAACCAGGGCCGUGAUAAGGAUCGGGAGGUCCAGGUGGAUCAGGAUCAGUUACUAAAGAUGCAAUUUAACUGAAUUUUUAAAAGAAAACACUUGGAACUUAGGGACUCUACUUAAACUUGACACACUACUGUUUUAAAUUUAAAUUCAAAUCUUUAACCUUUCAUUAAUCUUGGCAGAAUAUUCAGAAAUGUUUAAUUAACACCAUUAACACUUCAAUUUCUCCACAAAUUGUUAU
This is a messenger RNA of Drosophila ananassae, 1666 nucleotides long. RefSeq names its product set1/Ash2 histone methyltransferase complex subunit ASH2. Bases 1 to 1503 code for a protein of 500 amino acids. Gene Ontology annotation, molecular function: transcription cis-regulatory region binding; protein binding. Lineage: Eukaryota; Metazoa; Arthropoda; Insecta; Diptera; Drosophilidae. The transcript has a single exon. Gene Ontology annotation, cellular component: Set1C/COMPASS complex. The record is from RefSeq and is a predicted model, not a curated record.